UACACGCCUCGCGUCGCCCGGCCCCGCCUCGGCUCCGCCGCGCCGCUCACGGUCUCCCCUCCCCAGGCAUGAGCGACAUGGACGCCUACAAGGUGGUGCUGGAGGGGCCGGCGCCCUGGGGCUUCCGCCUGCAGGGGGGCAAGGACUUCAACAUGCCGCUCUCCAUCUCCCGGCUGACACCCAGCGGGAAGGCGGCGCAGGCCGGCGUGGGCGUGGGCGACUGGGUGCUGAGCAUCGACGGCGAGAACGCCAGCGCCCUGACCCACAUCGAGGCGCAGAACAGGAUCCGCGCCUGCGGCGACCGCCUCAGCCUCAGCCUCAGCAGAGCCCAGAACCUCGUGGGGAAGCCACAGAAGGACGCCCCCCCCCACUCUGAGCCCCUGAAAUACAGCUUUGCGCCCAGCUCCGCCCUCAACAAAACUGCGCGGCCCUUCGGGGCCGGCGCCACCCCAGUGACGAAACCCGUGACGUACACGCCCCAGGCGCCUGCCAGUGCCCCGCAGCACAAUGGGCACUCGCUGCGGCUGGAGAGCCCCCCGGGCGUCCCCCACAGCGACUCCAGCAAGAAGCGGCUGAUUGAGGACACGGAGGACUGGCGGCCCCGCACUGGCACCACCCAGUCCCGCUCCUUCCGCAUCCUGGCCCAGCUCACGGGCACAGAGUUCAUGCAAGACCCCGAUGACGAGCUUGCUAGAAAGUCCAGAGAAAAGUUUUUCACGGAGCUGCAGAGCCCACGCUACACCCGCCUGCGCGACUGGCACCACCAGCGCUCGGCCACCUCCCUCCACGUAUAGUCGUGAGGGCCACAGUGCCCGUGGCCCGGCCCUGCCCACAGCUGCACCAGCAUCACCGCCCCGGCCUCUUGCCCUGCGGGGACGCUUGGCGCACGGUCACUGCUCAGGCGCUGUGCGGAGGGGGUGGGAGCUCGGCCCGGCAUGGCCUUGAGCCAGCCCCAGGGCUGGUGCCCGCGGCUGCCGGAGGGGAAGGCGGCCCCCGGGCCCACUGUUCUGCUCUCCCUGGCCAACCUGUGGCCACGGCGUGGAGGGCAGAGCCCUGUGACCCCCAGCACCUGCCACACCGUGGGCCGGCGGCUGGCAUAGCCCCGGGGCCUUGCCCCCAGUCCCUUUGUGCUGAUGCCCCCAGCCAGCCAGAGGGGCCACGAUGUGGGGGCCCUGGCUGGCAGGCCCCACGUGGCCCAGGGCAGCCUGGCCCAGCUGCACCAGUGUUUCGUAGUCCAAUAAAUGUUCCCGUCCUUAUCGCUGCCUCCGCCUCAUCACUGCUGUGUGCGGCCCCUCGCCCGCUGCCCUCGUGGGGCCUCGCCAUGUCCCUGGGCUCUAGUGGAGGUCGUGCAACCCCUGUGCCGCCUCUGCCCAGGGAGGGGCCCUGCUCCCACUGCCUCUGCCAUCCUGGGGGUCUGCCCCCCACUCGGGCUGGGUCUGGAGCGUCCCCUGGGUGCCAGCCAGGGCAGGCACCAGGACUCGUCCAGCCCCCAAGCCACACUCCACACUCCCCAGCCCGGGGCUCAGGCCCUGCUGCCCGGUGGCUCCCCCAGCCCAGCCUGUGGGUGCGUGUUUGUCCUCCCCUUGCCCACGGCCUCCUUGCAGCAGCCGCUGUCUGCCCAAGCUGGGUGCUUUACCCCGGGCAGCCGGGGCGCUGGCAUCGGGGCAGGGCCCUGGGCCGCUGCUGGGCCUGCGUGUGCUGGGAGGGGAGCAGGCCUCGCCUGCGGGGCAUCCAGGCUCGAGUGCGGGCAGGCCAUGCAUGACGGGUCUUUGCCGGUGGGGGGGUCUGGGAUGUACGUGUGGACCCGGCACCGCGACGCAAGGACACGGGGUCUCUCGCACAGUACUGGCACCGUCACGAUGCACCAGACCAGCCACCAGGGGCACUGCCCCACGGGGGGGGGCCGGUUCGG
Molecule: messenger RNA, 1912 nt
Organism: Gavialis gangeticus (Gharial)
Lineage: Eukaryota; Metazoa; Chordata; Crocodylia; Gavialidae
Gene: PDLIM7
Product: PDZ and LIM domain 7
Exons: 7
Coding region: 69-794 (241 amino acids)
Biological process (GO): heart development; actin cytoskeleton organization; muscle structure development
Cellular component (GO): filamentous actin; stress fiber; adherens junction
Molecular function (GO): muscle alpha-actinin binding; actin binding
Source: RefSeq, a predicted model, not a curated record